Molecule: messenger RNA, 642 nt
Organism: Populus nigra (black poplar)
Lineage: Eukaryota; Viridiplantae; Streptophyta; Magnoliopsida; Malpighiales; Salicaceae
Product: transcriptional regulator SUPERMAN-like
Exons: 1
Coding region: 1-642 (213 amino acids)
Source: RefSeq, a predicted model, not a curated record
AUGGAGAGGAACAGUUUUAGCAGCAACUUGAAAGAUCAUAGUAUUGGCAGUGAAGCGUGCAACAACACUAACAGCAACAAGAAGCUCAGAGAUUCAUGGAACCUUAGCAGCUGCCAAAGCUUUGGAGAAGAUUAUCUUGAUAGUCUUUCAUGGCCUCCAAGAUCGUACACGUGUAGCUUCUGCAGAAGGGAAUUUAAAUCUGCUCAAGCUCUUGGCGGUCACAUGAAUGUUCAUAGGAGAGAUAGAGCCAGGUUAAGAAGGUCACCUCCAAGGGACGCUCAGUGUCCUGUUCCGAACCUUAACCCUAACCCUAGUUUACGUCCUCCAUUCACUCGCACAUUACCAUCCUUGGUGUCUCCUCCUCUUUCUGCACUAUCUACACCACUUUUAGCUUCUGAAGUCAAGAAAUGGACCAUUGAUGGUACCCCUCUUGACCCUUCAAGCUCUGAACUUUCUGAUUUAACAACAACGGGAACCAGAAAAUCCUUCUUCACAACUGAAAACUUUGGUGGUUUCACACAACAAGAUGGAUUCAAGAUCUGGAAGAAGGCUGAGACUGUGAGGUUAGAUUUGGAGAUUGGUCUUGUUCGUGACUCCAAGGAUGAAUUGGAUUUGGAACUUCGACUGGGAUCUCUUAAUUAG